This is a messenger RNA of Diaporthe batatas, 3390 nucleotides long. RefSeq lists its product as uncharacterized. NCBI's taxonomy places the organism in Eukaryota, Fungi, Ascomycota, Sordariomycetes, Diaporthales, Diaporthaceae. Gene Ontology annotation, biological process: cellular response to glucose starvation; regulation of mitotic metaphase/anaphase transition. The transcript is spliced from 2 exons. The coding region runs from base 952 to 2646 and encodes 564 amino acids. Gene Ontology annotation, molecular function: protein serine/threonine phosphatase inhibitor activity. The record is from RefSeq and is a predicted model, not a curated record.
CUCUACACUAGCAGCAUGAUCUGCUAGGUCUUUAUAUUACGUCUGUAUGUCUGUAUGUCUGGGCCAAUCGACACGGUCCCUUGGCCCAUGUUCUCAAGGUUCUAGCUCUUUUACCUCAUCCAAUUCACUGCAAUAUUGGCCCAUCACCACAACAUCAAAUCCUGCGUAUUCACCACCAGUCUGUCUGUCUGUCUGUCUGUCUGUGUAUCCAAGAAACGGGCAGACAAAACCGAGGUACGGAGUAGAAAGUGAGCACCAGGACCAGGGAGGAGGAUACUUGCUAAUCGAGCUCAUCCUCCUGGCAGCUGAUAAGGAACAAGAACCGAGGAGGGUACUUUCUUAAGUACCUGGUCUUCCGACUUCCGACAGAACAAGAGGAUCCAAGCAGGACGGACAAGUAGAAGACGGAGGAAGAAGAAGAAAAAAAAAGAGUACACAGUACGGCAGCCCCUCUCCUGACAGCUCGGUCAGAGGCCUUGACUUGAGUCUGGAGCUCCGUCGUCACUUGUUUAUCCCCCCCCCCCCCCCACCUUGCCGGGAUACGGCCAAUGAGCCUGGCUCGGCUGCGCACCUCGACCCUCGAUUACUCCACCAACAACCCCGGACACGAACCAGCCAGCCCGCUUAAUCCACGACCCACGUUCACUUCCCCGAAUCUGGCAGCCUGGUCUGUCUCUGUGUGCUGUGUGUGUGUGUGUGUGCAGUGUGUUUGUGUGCAGCGAGUGAGUGCAUCUGACCUUGGACGAACGACCUCGUCAACACCAACCCAGCGUCUCCAACCUGCUCGCCGCGCAAGCCUGUGCAACCACGCGAUUCUGCGCGACAAUCUCCUGAUCUCACACCCGACCCGAGCACGGCAUUAUAACGCCAGCAGCCUCGCCUCGCCCCUCCUCCCCCACGACAGCCCGACUCCUACAUAUCCACCAUCACCACCGAUCGACCGUCGUCAAGAUGGACCAACAACAGCAACAGGGCAAGCAGCCGUCGCCGGCGUCCUCGGGCACCAGCCUCGACAAGCUCGCCCACCCCAACCUGCCCCAGCGGUCGCCCUCGAGCUCGUCCCUCCACAAGUCGGUCCACUCGCACGCCCACCGCUCCAGCUUCGCCGAGAACCUGCGCAACCACCACGCGCCCCCGUCCCCCCGCACAUCCCGCCACCCCUCCUUCACCCAGGCCGCCGUCCAGGACCUCAUCAACCACCCGCCCUCGUCGCGCCAGCCCAACCCGAGGUUCGCCGGCCGCGACUGGCGCGAGGUCCAGGUCGGCGAGCUGGUCGCCCUCAACACCGACGAGGUGCGCUGGGUCGACCUGGACAGCAGCGUCGAGGAGGCCACCAUGGCCCUGGUCAAGGGCAAGGUCGCCGGCAACUGCGUGCUGGUCAAGGACGGGCCCCAGAACAAGGCCGUCUCCACCUUUGACUACAGGGACCUCAACGCCUACCUGCUCGCCGUCGUCGGCCUGGCCAGGCCCGAGGACGAGCACGUCGCCCUCUACGACACCAUCGCCACCCGCGCCAGGGAGAGGGAGGCCAUCCCCCUCAGGGACAUCCAGCCCAUAUGCCGCCCCGAGCAGCUGCUGUCCCUGCCGCCAGAGACCUUCCUCCCGGGCGCCAUCGAGGUCUUUGGGAGCGGCGUCCACCGCAUGCUGAUCAUGAGCGACGACGGCGAGGUCACCGGCAUCCUGUCCCAGCUCAAGCUGCUCGAGUUCUUCUGGAACGAGGGCAUCAACUUCCCCACCAUCGAGAGGCUGUACCCGGUGCUCCUGAGAGACCUGCAGAUCGGCUCCCAGCAGAUAAUCUCCAUCAACGCCGACGCACCCCUCGCAGAAGCCCUCAUGCUCAUGUCCAACGAGGGCCUCACCUCGGUAGCCGUGAUCGACAACGCCUCCAACGUGGUCGGCAACAUCUCGAGCGCCGACGUGCGCCUCCUCACCUCGGCCGCCUCCCUGCCGCUCCUCCAGUCCACCUGCAUGCACUUCAUCACCGUCAUCCUCUCGGAGCGCGGCAUGGAGAAGGGCCGCGACUCCGUCCCCGUCUUCUACGUCAACCCCUACCAGACCCUCGCCGCCACCGUCGCCAAGCUCGUCGCCACCCGCUCCCACCGCAUGUGGGUCGUCGAGAGCGCGAGCCCCAGCCCCAGCGCCCCCGCCACGCCGCUGCUGGGCCCCGUGGGGCAGGCCACGUCGGCCUGGAGCGCCGGCGGCAGCGCGGCCGCGAUGCAGAGCACGACCGGGCAGACAACCGUGGUGACAGGCAGCAGCAGCAGCAAUAACAACAGCGCCGCGGCGUCGCCCUCCGUCUCGGCCAGCAGCAACACCGCCGCCCAGGCCCAGGCCCAGCAGAACCAACAGCCCUCGGCCCCGCCCUCGCCGCUCCCCAUGUCCUCCUCCGUCUUCUCGCCCACGUCGGGCGCCGCGCCCGGCUCGGCCUCCAUCCCGGCGGCCGCGCUCCCCGGCGCGCACCUGUCGGGCCGCCUGACGGGCGUCAUCUCGCUGACCGACAUCCUCAACCUGUUCGCGCGGUCCUCGGGCCUCAACCCGGCCGACCCGGGCGAGCAGCGCGCCAUGCGGAGGCGGAGCUCUAGCGCGUCGGUGCGGCCGAGCCUGGACGGGGAGCGGGGGAGGGGCAGUUUGGAUUUCAGGAGGUGAGGGUGGUCUUUGGUGUGAGAUGGGUUGGAUUGAGUUUAGUGAGUGGGUGGGCGGUGGGUGAGUGUGGAUUGGGUGCUGGAAUGGUGGUGGCACGAGGAUGGCUGGGUCUUGCAAGUCAUGCUUGAGAGAGUAGGAGAAGCAGCGGCCAGUGGCGUCCGGUCAGGUCAGGCGAGGGUGGAGGGCGCAGAGGCAUUGGGGCCAAAGGUCAGACUGGGAUGGGAGGCUUUCUCUGAUGUGGACGGGCGGACGGGCGGGCGGGUUCAACUAGGCGGGAUGGACCAAUGCAUAUCGAGGCGGCGUUUUAGGAGUUCAUCACGGUGGAUUCAAUAGCUACAUUUUUACUUUCUUCUUUUCCUCUUCUUUCUGAGGACAGUCCAGCCAAGCAAGCAUGCGAGAUAGUUCUCCCUUCUUGUUCUUCCACUUAUUCUACACACAAUAAGAAAGAGCCCUGGCUGUUCUUCUCUUCAACCACUUUAUGUUCUUCUACUUCUGAAUUUGGCUGGUCUCGUUGUUAUAUGCUGUUGCAUCGCGAGGAAUGAGGAAUGCCAUGGAUCUCGUAUCAUGUUUCGGGAGGUUAUUGUACACACAGACUGCCUGUUUAGCCUUUUGGGGUCAGGUGGCUGGAUUUUUUUUUAAUAUCCAAACCAACACUUGAAGUUAUCGACCAAAAGAGCCUUCAAGUGAAGGGCAAAAGAUCAUCACUGAACCCAUCGUGACACCAUUUUGUCUCUGUACUAGUGCCGG